CUCCGCGGUAACGGCUGAUCGUACCAUCGCGUGACCAUCGCUGUGGUGGGAUUCGUGCGUGUCCGCACUGUCGUCGUCGAUUCGCGCCGUUUUGCGCCGCUCGUUCGUCGUCAUGAGAUGACGACGCCGCGAUUUCGCCUACACCGGUUAACUGCCGCCUUUCCGAUCACGCGAUUGCCAUGAUUUCGACCCGCGAGUGAACGAUGCGAUCGUCCGUGCGGUAGAAACACACGCGCACGCCUCGUCCGACUCCGAGUCGACCGUAGAAAAAAAAAAAAAUGGCACAGGACACCGACGACAUCAACCUCACGCCGCAGGAGCUGCAGACACUGUCGGAGCUGGACAGUCGGCAGUUUGGCUUCCUCAAGCUGAAUUCUGCAGAGCAGACCAAGAAGAAGGCCUUAGUCGUGCGAGCCAUUAAAUACCUCGAACGAAUGCUCGUGCAAGCUCAGACAGAGAAACAGCGCAGGAAGGCUGACAACGCCAAGGCCAAUAUGGAGGAAACCAAGGAUGAAGAUGAGGAUAAGGGUAUAAGCAUCGAUCCUAAGACAUAUUGCAAACUGGGCCACUUCCACUUACUCUUAGAAGACUAUAACAAAGCAAUGUCAGCGUACCAGAAAUUCUACUCCUUGAAAGGUGAUUAUUGGAAAGAUGCUUCCUUCCUCUAUGGCCUGGGUUUGGUGUACUUCCACUUUAAUGCCUUCCAGUGGGCCGUGAAAGCGUUUCAGCAGGUGCUAUGGGUGGAACCAGGAUUCCCACGGGCCUGCGAGGUUCACCUACGGCUCGGCUUGAUGCUGAAGGUCCACGCUGACUUCGACGCCGCCUUGAAGCACCUGACCCUCGCCCUGAUCGACGCCACAACACCUGCUUCCUUUUCCAAGCUCGAAAUCAAAUUCCACAUCGCACACUUGCAUGAGGUUCAGGGCAAGUAUCGUUUGGCCAAGGAGCACUACGAGGCCUUGCUGAAGGAGAAGGCUCUGCCGUUGCAUUUGAAGGCCGACAUUUGCCGUCAACUGGGAUGGAUGUACCAUGUGGUUGACUGCACAGUAUUGGGCAUAACGAGACAGCAGAAGCAAACCUUAGCUAUCUUCUGCUUGCAAAAAUCCAUCGAUGCUGAGCCGAAGAGUGGACAGAGUCUGUAUCUGUUAGGACGUUGUCUGGCGGCGUCCGGGAAAAUUCACGAUGCAUUCGUCGCGUACAGAAAUUCCGUCGAGAAGUCGGAAGGGAACGCCGAUACAUGGUGCAGCAUAGGGGUCCUUUAUCAGCAGCAGAACCAGCCGAUGGACGCGUUGCAGGCCUACAUAUGCGCGGUUCAAUUAGACAAAUCACACUCGGCCGCUUGGACUAAUCUCGGCAUAUUGUACGAGAGCGUUAGUCAACCAAAAGACGCUCUGGCCUGUUACGUCAACGCAUCCAGGGGUAACAGCAACGCAGCGAAUUGCACGGGUCCAUUGGCGGGCCUGGGUGGCGUCAAGUCCGGCGGCAACACUCCGAUGAACCCGUCCCUCCAACAGCGCAUCAACUUUCUGCAGAAUCACCUAAGUCAAGGACCACCAAUGCCUUCCGUCGCUACCAAGAGGCGGCAAUUGCCGUCGAUCGAAGAGGCCUGGAAUUUGCCGAUCAGCGCGGAGAUGUCCAGUCGGCAACAGCAGCAACAGCAAGCACCGGGCGGGCCUUCCUACAAGUACGGCACUGCACCUUCUGGACCGCCGCCACCCUACCCUCAGGCCCAGGCCCAAGCUAAGCGAUUCAAGCCGGGCGAGGAAGCGAUAUCUGCGAGCGCGCCGCAGCGGCCACCGCCGUUUUACAUGUCGCAGCAGCAGCUCCAGACGCUUCACCUCCUGCAGCAAAAUCACGGCAAUCUGACGUCGCAGCAGCAGAUGCUGCUGGCCCAGCUGCAGCAUCAGUACCGGGCGAUGCAGCAGCAUCAGCAGCAGAUCAGACUGCAGCAGCAGCAGGCGGCGCAACGAGGCCUCAGGCCCGGUCAGCCCGGUUAUCCCGCCGGUUACGGCCAUCCUCAGAUCACCGGCCAGGCCGGCGUUAUUAAGAACUACGGGAUACCGCAGCAACCGUUGCAGCAAGGAGGCACGGUCGCGCUUCAAACCGGCUUCUCCGACUCCAACGUCGGCUACAGCGCGGCAGCAACCGGCAACACGCAGACACCAGGUAUGCCUUACAAAUCCGCGUCGGAUCCGAAUUAUCCUCAACCGCAGCCUCAACGGCAGCAAAUCGGCGGCGGCGGCGGCGGCUCGCAGUACGGCCAGUAUCAGCCAAAUCAGUACGCCGCUCAGGGCUACACGCAGAUCUCGUCGACGACGAGCAGUUAUCCGGAGGGGUCAGCGGCGAAUAAAGACCUGGGCGUCACAGAUCAGGAGCUGCAAGCGCUGCUCUCGCAGAAAGACAUCGCUACGUCUCUGGCGGAGGACCUGCUCAAGCACUUCGGCUCGGAGGACCUGGACGUGAAGGAGGAGCCGCCAGCCAACAUUAUGAACAACAAUGGCGCUCUCAGUUCCGGUCCGUUCUCGCCGUCGAAUCUUGAGGAUAACGCGGACAAGGCGAAGGAGGCGGUGAAGCUGGAGAAACCUGAGGAGGCCCAGCCGUCGUCGAAGACGGCCGAGGCGUACGAGACGAACGACGUGAAGCCGCCGGCGCUUUCGGCGUCGUCGGCGCCACCGACGGAGACGGUAAAGUGCGAGCAGACGACGACGAGCAAGAACGGCGAAUCGGCUCCGAAAACGGAGCCGGUGCUGAAGCUCGAGAGCCUGUGCGAGUCGCAGCCGGAACUGGAGCUGAGCAUCGACAUGGACGCGAAGACGGUCGUGGAGGCGUGCCGCGGCCAGGGGGUGAACGGUGUGCCGAACUGCUCGAUAUUGAGCGACCGUUCGCCGCCACCGGCCCCGCCGGAGCCGCCGAGUCAACGGUUGACGAGAGAGCAGCUGUUACCGCCCACGCCUAGCGUUUACCUGGAGAACAAGAAGUGCGCGUUCAGCCCGCAGCUGCAGGAGUUCUGCCUGAAACAUCCGAUCGCUGUUGUCCGUGGACUUGCCGCCGCGCUCAAGUUGGACCUGGGUCUGUUCUCAACCAAGACGCUGGUGGAGGCGAAUCCAGACCACGGGAUCGAAGUGCGCACGCAAAUGCAGCAACCUAGCGACGAGAACUGGGAUCAGCAGUUCACGAAGAAGGUGUGGAACUGCAUCAGCCAUCGCAGCCACACCACGAUCGCCAAGUACGCGCAGUAUCAGGCGAAUAGUUUUCAAGAGAGCCUGAAGGAGGAGCGCGAAAAGUCGCAGGGUGUGCACACGUCAAACCUGUCCGAUUCCGACUCGAAGGACAGCACCGGCCAGAUCACGAAGCGCAAGAAGAACGUCGUCGGUCUGGCCGGCAGGCAGGGCUCGAAGAUGCUGCGCUUCGGCACGAACGUUGACCUGUCGGACGACAGGAAGUGGAAACCGCAGUUGCAGGAGCUGAUGAAACUUCCCGCCUUUGCCAGGGUUAUAUCAGCCGGCAAUAUGCUCAGUCAUGUGGGUCACGUGAUCUUAGGAAUGAAUACUGUACAGUUAUACAUGAAGGUACCCGGCAGCAGGACACCUGGCCACCAGGAGAACAACAAUUUUUGCUCCAUCAACAUCAAUAUCGGGCCGGGCGAUUGCGAAUGGUUCGCCGUACCUGACGCCUAUUGGGGCGUCAUAUGCUCGUUAUGCGAGCGCAACGGCAUCAAUUACCUGCACGGCAGCUGGUGGCCGUCCCUGGAGGAUCUGUACGAGGAGAAUAUUCCGUUGUACAGGUUCGUGCAACGACCGGGUGAUUUGGUUUGGGUGAACGCAGGCUGCGUGCACUGGGUGCAAGCGGUCGGCUGGUGCAACAAUAUCGCAUGGAACGUCGGCCCUCUCACAGCCAGGCAGUAUCAGCUCGCCAUCGAGCGCUACGAGUGGAACAAGCUGCAGUCGUUCAAGUCCAUCGUGCCGAUGGUACAUCUGUCGUGGAAUCUUGCCCGCAACAUCAAGGUGUCGGAUCCGCGUCUGUUCGAGCUGAUCAAGAAUUGCCUGUUGAGAACUAUGCGACAAUGCUGUCUUAUACUGGACUUUGUGAAGAGCAAGGGUGUGGAGGUGCGUUUCCACGGCCGAGCCAAGAACGAGGCUUCUCAUUAUUGCGGACAGUGUGAGAUCGAAGUGUUCAACAUUUUGUUUAUCCGGGAACAGGAAAAACGGCACGUUGUUCAUUGCAUGGACUGUGCGAGGAAACAGUCUCCGUCCUUGGAGGGAUUCGUAUGUCUGGAGGAAUAUCGUUUGCGAGAACUUAUGGACGUCUAUGACGGUUUCACUCUGCACGCGUCGCCGACGACCUCCACUUCGACGGCGUUGUCCACGCAGACCAACGCGCAGUCCUCCUGAGGUUACAUGCAGCACAGAUAUUUGGACUUUCUGGGCACGCUGUCGCAGUGACGGCCCGGACAGUGCGAAUUCUGUGUUUCGGUCGACGAGAUACGACAAGACACUUCUUCUUACGAUAAGCAUUAUCCAUGUACCUGAGAGCUACUCUAAACGAGCCGGGGCCGACCCGGCGGCUCCUGUGGGCGUCAGGUGACACCACGGUAAUACCGGUCGAGUGAACUCGAAGCGAUUUCACGAUCGUUGGGGGAAACGUCGACCGAGUUUCGUGGCGACUGUCGCGGCAGCCUCGAGUCGAGUUCCGGCGCGAAGAGAAGGGAGGGACCCCUCGCGUUCGAGAAGCAAUUCCGAGGACGUGGCUCGCGCGAACCACAAGUUAGUUAGCGCCGUUUGUACAAAAUGAAAAAUCUCGUUAGCUCGCUACUUGUAGAGAUCGUCGUGUAGUGGUCGCCGUGGAUUUUCCUCCUCCCCGCCUUGUAAAUACGCAACGGUGACCACGACAUUUGUAUCGGUAUAGCUCUCGGGUAUUGGUGAGUAAGAAUCGAGGGAAGACUGUCCGCGAGAAGGACGCGCGUGAAACGAAGAAAAUUGUAGAAUGUGAAAGGAAGAAGAAAAAGGAGACAACACGAGAGAGGCUCGCGACAUCGUCGUGCGACGGUUUCCGCGUUCGCGCAUUCGACUAAUCGGUUACCGCCCGUGUCUGACCGGGUUCUUCGUUAUCGUCGUGAUCUUGAAUUAAUCAUUUGUGAUUCGGUAGCAUAGAACACACACUUUACGACAAACGCGUCGCGAUAUUUAUUUUAUUGAAAUCAUCUUUUUUUCUCUCUUUGUUUUUUGUUUUAUCUACGCGAUUAGUUCCAUAACGUGAGGAAGUACAAGACUACGUGUGCGAAGAGGAUGACGCAGUAACGCGAUUCACUGCCACUUGCGAAGAAGACACCGAAAGUGAGAGAGCGAGUAUGAGAGAGAGAGAGAGAGAGAGAGAGAGAGAGAGAGAGAGAGAGAGAGAGAGAGAGAGAAAAGAAGAGGGUUUGUUCGCUCUGUAUACGUGUGUGAGAAUCGCGCCGACGAACAAUCGUUGAUUAAUCAUUAGGGAUACACGCGCUGGCGACUGCCGAGACGCGGAACUGCUCAAACUAUUUGUACAUUUUUGUAUACAAGUCGGCGUCGAGAUUAAGGGAGAAGAGAGAGGAAAUUAACGAGGGAUGCCGUUGGAUCAUUGAACGAUUUUUACUGCCAGUCGUACGUUAUCUCUCGUCCUCGACGAGACGCGUUUAUAAUCUCUUAAUCGCAUAUAUAGUGCGAAAAUCGAGCGCGUUGAAAUUUAAUCAUUGUUAUUUUUACGAGAAUCGAAUCCUCGAUUCUCCCUAUCGAGAGGCUCUUCUUUUGCGUGCGGAAUUUUUUUAUCCCGCGACGACGCACCCGGGACGAAGAGUUGACAUGAGAAGAAGCGUGUGUUGUCAAUCGUGUCUCACAUGCAACGAGAUCUCUCCGAAAUCGCGUCAAAUUUAUACAUCAAUUUAUCGAUUAUAUUAAAUACAGUUUUAAAAACAAAUACUCUUCCAAAUUUUGCCGCGCUGUUCAACAGCGACUUUUUUCCGCGUGCGUGAGGAAAAAACGACAAUUCGCGAUCCGUGUCAGCGAUCCUCGUGGGAUCCGGCUGAGAAAACGCUCGCAGGGCGAUGACACGAAAGAGAGCAAGGUGAAAAAGGAAAGAGUUAGAGAAAUAGAGAGAGAAAGAGAAAGAAAGAGAGAGAGACAGAGGAGAAGAGAAUGAGAGAGCUUCUGAUCAGGUAACCGUACUUUAAGUGAACAAACGUACCUUCACUCAGUCUCGUCAAUUGACUUCGGCGCUCUUCAGCCGAAGGACACAACGUGCCAGAGCGAUUACAAUACCGCCACCUUGUAUAUUAACGUAACGGGGGGACUCGGGUAUCGAGAGUGAGACUCGUCCGCCGUGAUUGAAUCGCGUAUCGACACGUGCAGAGCGAGCGAGUGGUCGGUAAAACAAAAUCGGGAGAAUUAGCGCGGAUAUUCCCUUUAGAUUUGAAAGCGAAGGAACACGCGCAAUUUGGACGAUUCUAAUGUGCGCAUUCUCAACAUUCCGACAAUUAAGGUAAUUGCAUGAUUCAGAAGAUAGGAUCGUUUUAUCUAGUGUCGACAAUUAACGUAAGCCGAACGGGAAUAGCUUUGCACCGAAAACCGAAGCGUUUGACGGAGAGAUGUAUUCAGGUGAUUUUUUAUGACGAAAUUUGCGCACUAAUAACUGUGACAGGGUGACUCAUUGACCGUUCCCUUCUUUCUCUCUGAGAGAGAUCACGCCGUCCGACUUUUAUAUUUUUACGUCCGAAAAGUGAUGACGACCCCGCUUGUUACUCGGAAACUACUACUGCCCUUUUGACACUUUUAGGAAAGCUCGAAACGCUUUUACGCUAAACCCCGUAGCGACGAACAUUCCAAAUUCGUCGGGGAAAUUAACUGGUUUCACAUCCACGCGCGAGAGAAUCGCCGUACACUCUGCACGCGUCGUUACACCGAUAGUCCGGAUCGGCUGAUUCUCCGUUCGCUUCUCCGUAGUAAUAUCAUAUCCGCGAUAUAUCUUUGAUAUACUGUUCAAAAGGGGACAGAGGGAAUCUAUUUAGCUAAACUCAUACAGUGUCGCGACUCUCGUCACUCGAAAUCGGUCGAUCCGGACCUUCUCUCUCGUUUCGACCGACGGAUCGCUUUUCAUUCUCGACUCUUCUCAUCUUCUCCCGCCCCUCCCACGAGGGAGACAAUUAUUUUCGCAAGGGCGAGACGCGGGGGAGGGGCACAAAGUAGUUAACUCUUCGCGUUACGCGAAGGAGAGAAACGGGAGAUCACAUCGGCGAGAGAGAAGAGAUAGAGGCGAUGUGUAUUUUUGAAUAUCCUAGAAGCGCUAGUUUCAGCAUUACGCGAGUAGUUUCGACGAAUUAAGCAAACGAGCGAUUAAGAAAGGGAAAAACUAAAAAAGAAAAAAAGGCAAGAAAAGAAGAAGGAAAAACGAGCCACGUUUUUCCUUUGUUAUUUUCUACCAGGAGGGAACCGCCGUAAUUUCGCUGAGUUCGGAUUUCGAUACCGCGCAGACACGCGUCAGUGACGUGACGGAAAGCAAAUUACACCGACGGAAGAACGAUUGUAUUCAGAGCUAUUAUUCAAAGGCUGAUCUUCGAUCUGAUCUUGAUACUCUUUCGAUAUAAACUGUGAAACCGACAUCAUUUCAUUCAAGAGCAGCCUUCACAAAGAUCAAGUUAACGCACAAUGUGAUUGCAUCGAGAUGUCUCGAUAUUUUUGAUGUUAUUAUUAUAGUAACAUUGUAAAUAAAAACAUCUGAAUCUGAA
This is a messenger RNA of Dinoponera quadriceps, 7747 nucleotides long. RefSeq names its product histone demethylase UTY (gene Utx). Lineage: Eukaryota; Metazoa; Arthropoda; Insecta; Hymenoptera; Formicidae. Gene Ontology annotation, biological process: regulation of gene expression. The transcript is spliced from 14 exons. The coding region runs from base 279 to 4391 and encodes 1370 amino acids. Gene Ontology annotation, cellular component: MLL3/4 complex. The record is from RefSeq and is a predicted model, not a curated record. Gene Ontology annotation, molecular function: RNA polymerase II cis-regulatory region sequence-specific DNA binding; protein binding; histone H3K27me2/H3K27me3 demethylase activity.